ACAUUGUUUUCCUCAGCCUCAAAAUCUCCCUUUGUUCAUACAAAAAAAUCUCGUUUGGUCUCAACACCCACUUCUUUGUUUCAGCCCCCUCCCACCUCCCACAACCACCAACAGUCCCCCAUUCAAUUUUUCUAUUUUUUUAACUAAUAAUGGGAGGCUGUGCGAGCAAACCUAAGGAGUCUGACCUCGUCGGCAACCAGCCGGCCCCCGCUGAGGCUCCUGCCCCUGCAGAACAGCCUGCAGGCGAGCCUGUUGCUCAGGAGAAAAAUGGAGGUGAGAGCUCGAAAGAAGAGCCUCCUUUGGUGGACCUCAUCGAGACAAAGGAGGAGGUUGUAGUGGAAUCGAAGGCUGUUGUCGAUGCCCAAGUACCAGUGCCUGCUGCAGCAGCAGCUGCUGUUGAUGAAACUGCCAAGCCAGCCCAGGACAAAGUCGAAGAAAAAGUUGAGACACCAAAGGAGAAGGUUGAGGCUGUUGUUAAAGAGGAGACCAAAGAACCAGCCAAGGAGCAAGUUGAAGCAUCAGAGAAACCUCUUGUUGUUGCCUAGAAAAUGAUCCAGAGUUUCUUUUGAAAAUUUUAAAUUGUUUUCCAAAUGAAAGAGAGAAAACGAAGCUUUUUAGUGCUACUAUGUAAUACAAGAGGACUGCAUUUUUCAAAUGAUGAAUUGUGUUGCUAAAAAAAACUUGUCUCUAAAUUUGCUGGAACUUUGAAAGCAUUGAAUAUCCUUUCUUAUUUAUAUAUAAUUUAAAGCAAUUAUAGUAUUUA
This is a messenger RNA of Ziziphus jujuba (common jujube), 763 nucleotides long. RefSeq lists its product as uncharacterized. The transcript has 2 exons. NCBI's taxonomy places the organism in Eukaryota, Viridiplantae, Streptophyta, Magnoliopsida, Rosales, Rhamnaceae. Bases 150 to 545 code for a protein of 131 amino acids. The record is from RefSeq and is a predicted model, not a curated record.